UCUUGUUUGGUUGAAGUAUGUUCCAGGCAUCAGCAAUCUUUCAAGGUCUCUCUCUCUCUCUCUCUCUCAAGAUUAAUCUAAAAAAUUGUCCAAAUGAUGAAGGAUGAGAAGUUGUUUGAGUCUCAAGGUGGUCCUAUCAUCAUCUCCCAGUCAGAAUGGAAAGUUCAGCUAUGGUUAUGCAAGCUCCCCUAGAAAAAGGUCUACAAUGGAAGAUUUUUAUGAGACAAGAAUUGAUGGUGUGGAUGGAGAGAUAGUUGGUCUCUUUGGAGUUUUUGAUGGUGAGGACUUUGAUUGUGAAAGUUGUUAUCUGUCAUACAAAAACUGCGUAGAGAAUACCCUAAAAGUUCCAUGGUCAUCUUCUCCAUUUAUUCAUUAGAUCCAAAGCUCACAAACCCGUGGGACUAAAGGAGGGGUGGAUUCUACAAAG
This is a messenger RNA of Camellia sinensis, 427 nucleotides long. The record is from RefSeq and is a predicted model, not a curated record. NCBI's taxonomy places the organism in Eukaryota, Viridiplantae, Streptophyta, Magnoliopsida, Ericales, Theaceae.